Messenger RNA from Trichoderma atroviride IMI 206040, 703 nucleotides. NCBI's taxonomy places the organism in Eukaryota, Fungi, Ascomycota, Sordariomycetes, Hypocreales, Hypocreaceae. The record is from RefSeq and is a predicted model, not a curated record.
AUGAUGAGUGAAGGCAAUGUCUUCGAUCCUUUUGCGGGACACUUCUCGUAUCCUCCCGUUAGACCUACUCAUGGACAGGUCAGCCCUAGCGGUCAAGUGCCUCUUGAAGGCGGCCAGCAGCCCUUUAUCAUGGCAAAUCCUUUCUUGUCCCACUACACAGGCUUCUACGGUAUGGGCCAGCCAGGCUUUAUGCCAAUCCCUCCCUACAAUUUCACCAUGCCUUCUCCCCCUGCCCCCGCUGUCCCUAUGCAGUCCGUUGAGGAGCAGUCCCCUUUGAGCUCCCCGGUCGCUAUCAAAGAGAGUGAGGGCUCAGUUUCGCCCGCUUCUUCUCCAAUUGAAGGCCAGCUCCCAGCGUUUCAGCCGGAGACUUCGCGACCCAUGGCAGAGAGUCCCAACGGACAGAAGCUUGACGAAUUUGAUGUGAGUACCAGCUCUUCUUCAUCUACUUCCUCUUCAUCCACCUCUUCUCCCGCGCCCAAACGAGAGUUAGACUGAUGAUUGAAGGCUGCUUUUGCAUACAAUGAAGAGCUAUUUGGUCACCCCGGACUGUUUGGCUGCAACGAGCUCUUGAGCAACGAGGAGCCAUUUGGCCGCGACUUGCUUCUCGAAUUUCUUAACUCGAGCUAGACUACGCGCGCUACACGGCGGCAGCUUUUCGUCUCGGCAGCAUAUGCAUGCAAGCAAGCAAGAUGAAGCUGUCGAG